This is a messenger RNA of Hyposmocoma kahamanoa, 1666 nucleotides long. RefSeq names its product aldose 1-epimerase-like. The transcript is spliced from 11 exons. The coding region runs from base 38 to 1498 and encodes 486 amino acids. Gene Ontology annotation, biological process: glucose metabolic process; beta-D-galactose catabolic process via UDP-galactose, Leloir pathway. The record is from RefSeq and is a predicted model, not a curated record. NCBI's taxonomy places the organism in Eukaryota, Metazoa, Arthropoda, Insecta, Lepidoptera, Cosmopterigidae. Gene Ontology annotation, molecular function: carbohydrate binding; aldose 1-epimerase activity.
AUUUACUUAUAUUGGAAUUUAUAAAUUUUUUGUGACUAUGGCGGCAUCUAAUGACGACGAUAGGGCGAGUGGAGAUGGUGCGUCCGAAACGAAAAUUGCACCAACUCCUGAAGAACCCGAACCUCCCAAAGUUCCUGACGUAGAACUCAUCGUUGAUGGUUUUGGCUUCAUGCCCAAAAGCUUGCAAAGACAAGAUAAGCGAACUUCCAAUGUGUUCGAUAAGUCUGCUAAGGCUCUAAAAGAUAUCUUGCUACCAGAACCUGAAGAGGGACGGAGUCCAUGUGCUUCAAGUACUAAUAUUGACAUCGUUAGAAGGUAUACGUGGAAAACGAAAAACAGAAUGACUGUUCAGGUCAUAACAUAUGGAGCGACUUUAACAAGCAUUCAAGUUCCUGAUAGGAAAGGAGUACCGGAUGACGUCGUGGCAGGUUUCGAUACUCUUGAAGAGUAUUUUUCGUCACGGAACCCUUAUUUCGGAAGCACGAUUGGGCGAACCGCUAACAUAAUAUGUGAUGGUACGAUGGUAGUCAGGCCAUCUGGAAGAAUUUAUAUGUUAUCUACCAAUAAGGGACAUCACCACUAUCACGGCGGUUACAUUGGAUUUGAUAAGGUAAACUGGCGUUCGUAUGUGACCGGAAACAAAGUGAUAAUGAGCCACGUAUCGGAGCGGUUUACGGAAGGCUAUCCCGGCACGGUACUUGCUCAGAUCGCCUUUGAAGUCACCUGCGAUAACACUAUUAAAAUUGAGAUGAGAUGCACCACUAGCGAGCCAACUAUCGUCAAUUUGAGCAACUGUCCGUAUUUUAAUCUCGCUGGACAUCACGCUGGAUGUGAAGCGAUAUAUGAUCACAUGUUCACCAUAAACGCCGACAAGUACACAGUUACAACUGAAAGCGGUGUAGUUACAGGUGAAAAGAAAGUCGUAGGUGGUACACCAUAUGACUUCAGGGUGCCAAGACUUCUUCGAACUAUGUUACCUAGGGUCCCGAUGGGAGGAUACGAACUUAACUUCUGUAUUACUCAGGGUACUGAGCAAGAUUUAACGUUCCACGGUCGGGCAUUGCACCCAUGCACCGGCAGGGUGCUAGAAGUAUACAGCAACCAGCCCGGCAUGGAAUUUUACACCGGCAACUUACUCCCCGACCCGGAUAAGAUCGUGGAGCCGCUGCCGACUGAUGCUGAGGAGGAAAACGAGGUGAAAUCCCAAUCCGAGGUGGCAGGGGAGGAAGGCAGUGAAACCUCGAAAAGCGAAAUAAGUGAAAAUGGUGAAGAAGCGCUAGCGGAAGGAAGCGAGGGCAAGGUGAGCUACGGUUACGUGCCUCUUAUGGGCAAGGAUGGGACGUUCUAUAAAAAGCAUGGGCUAUUCUGCUUCAUGCCCCAAAAUUUCCCUGAUGCUGUAAACCACAAAAACUUCCCCAGCCCUAUCUUGAAUCCAGGUGAAGUCUACGUCCACAGGAUUCAAUAUAAAUUCGGCCUCCUCAUCGGCAAAUAUGUUUAAAUUUGCGUAACCGUCUCGUGUUCAAAUUACUGAUAUCAUGCCGCGGGAAGGAAUGAUGCUCCACCAAAUGAAGGCUCCCUUUCCAGCAACAGUAGCAGCGACAGUGAAAGGAGUCUGUGGAGUAUGUUACAUUCAGGGCUCCUAACUACAAAAGGAAGUAUGACCUAA